UAUGCCACUUUUCCUGUUUCAGUGUGUCGAAGCUCCUGAGUUACUGACUAACACACCAUUUAGUCCUCUUUUUCCCUGAGCCAGCACUUUAGAUCUGGCACUGUUUUACUCCAUCUCUCACAGGACCAGUGUGCACUUUGACCCAGAGGAUAUCCUGUGCCUUCUCAGCAGUUGGAGCGUGAGCGCACUGAAGCCAACACAAGACAAAAGAUCUUUGCAGCUUUAUGCACUUUUAUUCAGAUAAACGGAGACUUAAGGAUUCUACGAGGCAGAUAAAAGACGGACUGGAGUCUUUUACGUACAAGCUUGAAAAUGAUGGAAGAAGUAAAUGAAGGGACACCUAGUCUGAGUGUCCAUGGUCAUAAUGUCAAGGUUACAGAGAUGUUACAAGAGGGGGACACACUUACCUUCCUUAUUGUAUCUCAGAAGCUGUCUGGGACGGGGGAAUACCACGUCCACCGGACCUAUGAUGAUUUUGAAUGGCUGCAGCAGCACCUGUUCUCUCAGGAGGAUGUGCCUGGGAUCCAGGGAGUCAUAUUUCCUCCUCUUCCUGUUAAAGCUCAGGUGAACGCAUCUGCCAAGGUCUUGAAACAGCUUGGUAUCCUUGGUUUAGGAGAGUGGCUGCCAUACUGUAAAGCACUGGAAACCUUCCUCCGGCAGAUUGCUUCACACAGCAUACUCAGCAAAAACAAAGCAGUGGAGAUCUUCCUGACGAGCUCAGAUCCUCCAGGCAGACACAGAGCAAGGAAAAACAUAUUCAACCGGCUGAGUCAAGCUGUGGAAGGAAUGAGGAAGGAAGGCCAUAAGGAUGUGGAUGAGUUCUUUCAAACUGAACGGGAUCAUAAUAAUGUUCUCACCAGCUGUGCCAAGACUGCAGCAGAGAGAUUCCUGGAUGUGGUGCAAACUGAGCAAAAGAUAGCCGUGGCCUGUGGGCACUUCUCAGCUGCUCUGCAACUCUGCCUGGAACCAGGGGAUGAGCCUGAAAAACAGGCUUUCACUAAGAUUUGUGCGAAAUUAUCAGAAGUCUUUGAUUCUAUGAAGAAAAAUAUGGCAAGUGUUGCUGAGAACACUCUUGGGCUCGGCCUGGAUCUGGAGUCACGCUACCAGGAAGCAGAAAAGGAGAUGCUCUUCAGGAGAACCUGCAAACUGGUGGAGUUAGAGACCGCCACAAAGAAUGCAGAGAAGGCCAAACCUGUAAAGAAGGCUGCUAUGGAGGAGGUGAAGAAAGCAGCAGAGACAGAGUUUGGUCACAUCAGUGGAGUGGCUAAAAAGGAGAUUGCGCGAUUCCAGGGUGCACGUGUGGAGUUGUUGCAGCAGGCUAUGGUUCAGUGGUGUGAAAAGCAGAUUCUUACAGCCAAAGAAAGUGCUGACCAGUUCGACCAGCACCUGCAGGCCUUUAGAGGGAUGGCCUAGUGACCCCCACUCUUAAUGAAGCAUCCUCAGUAUGUCUAAACAUAGCAUCGGAUAACCCAAACAUGUCCUUCACCCUGGUGUGCUGCAGUCCGAUGCUUCAGUGGAUUCAAUUAGUGUAAAUAAAGAAAUGUAAGUAAAAGGGAAAGGGGGAAACCUUCCAGGUUAGCAAACCCUUCAAUUUGUCCACACACUCACUUUCCCCCACUCUCUCCUCAAUCACACUCCACCAGUAAAGCCCUCUGUAGAAAUGAUGGUUUUGAUUUCUUUCUUUUUUUUGUUGCCUGGUGAGGCAAUUGUGUGUGUAUUUUUUUAUACUACACUCAUACGAUUGUGCUGAGAGCGUAUUGUGCUGCUCUGCAACCACCACAUCAAGCUGGGUCACACAAAAUAAAGUGUGAUGAAUUGAUUCCCAAAGUACCUGCU
Molecule: messenger RNA, 1836 nt
Organism: Centropristis striata (black sea bass)
Lineage: Eukaryota; Metazoa; Chordata; Actinopteri; Perciformes; Serranidae
Product: sorting nexin-6
Exons: 14
Coding region: 313-1413 (366 amino acids)
Molecular function (GO): phosphatidylinositol binding
Source: RefSeq, a predicted model, not a curated record